AUGGUUAAAAAGAAAAGUGGAAGAACUCUUAAUCCGGCUGAUGCACAUCGAAAAGCGAUACGUCAGAAAGAGAUCAAGAAGAAUAAAGUUGAAAGGAAAAGAGUAAGAACUCUUGUUAUGGUGCACAAAGAUACGUCAAAACUCGAAGAGGAAAUAACACGUUAUAGAACUUUAGACAAAGAAAAAUGGCUGGAUAAAAAUGGAAAAGUCAAAUUAAAAGAGCUGGAAGAAAAAUUUUCAAAAAUAGUAGAAACUAAAAAAGCACACGGAGUUUCCGUAACUAAAGAUAAACCAAAAGAUCAUACUGCUACUGUGUUUUAUCAUCCAACCCUAAAUCCUUCUGGAUUACCACCAACGACUGAUGCUGGAAGUUUGCAAUCAAAAUCUACUGAAGAUUCUACAACAGAUGAUGAAGGAAGCCUCACUGAUAGUGAUGAAAGUACUGAUUAUUUAUCUGAUCAUGAUGAAAAUUCAGAAGAAAUUGAUAAUACAGAUAUACCUUUACCUCCUGGUUCACCACCAAAGAAAACCAAUGAAACAUCAGAUAAUGAUGACGACAAAUUACCAGAAUUACCACCCGGGCCACCACCUUCAAAAAAACAAUUUGAAAUUAUUAGUAGUGAUGAAAAAGAUGAUGAAGGCCCACUAAAUAAUCAAAGACAAAAUAUGAGACUACCACCAAAUUCAUUUCUUACUGGAACCGGUCCUAAUCAUUUUGGAAGACUGCCGCCGCCACCACCACCUAUACAUGGACAAGUAUUUGCAUCGCAUUCACACAAUACACCAGUAUCAAGGCCACCACCAUUUAGUACAAAAUUUUUACAUUAUGUUAUUCAGGCCGAACCUCAAGUUCGUAAUUUACAAAAAGAAUUGACAACCUUAAUACCAGCCACAUUAUUACGAAAAAAGGCUGUAUCUAAUAAACCAAAGGUUAUUAGACCAUUGGUAAACACUGCACCAAAUAUUGAUGAUGGUUUAGUAACAGAAAUAACCUCUUCUUCAUCUACUUCUUCAUUUACAAUACCCACUAAAAGACCAUCAUCUCCAUCUGAAUUUGGGAAAAUUUUCAUGCUUGUCAAAAAUACAACUACCGAAGGAAUAGAAACAAUUGUAGUAAUUGAUCCAGAAAAGUCUUCAUUUUCCUCUUCGUCUUUCAUUAAUGCUAUUGCUUCUAAUACUUCUAAUAAUAAUAACCAAACAACUGCUAUGGAUGGUAUUAUACACAAUAGUGUACAAAAGGUACAAGAACAACAACAAAUACCAAAAGAUUCAUUGUAUUCGUCUUCAUUUUCCAAUUCGAAUACACUCGAUGAUGCUCAAAUGAACACUCUGUAUAAAAAACGACCCAAAGAACAAAAUAAUAAUACAGUAACUAGCAAAAAGAUUUAUCAUGUUGAGUCAUUAAAUCCUGAAUUACAACAAAUCAUAUUGGUUUUUAAGAAUGAAGUAUCAAAAGAAAGCUUUCAGAAUAAAUCAAGAUUUCCGGAAAGUCUCAAACCCAUUCUGGUUAAAUUAUUGUCUAAAGCAUAUGAGCUCGGUGGAUUUAAUGAAAAUCUUUUCAAAAUGUUGACAAACAUUCUUCCUUACAAUAAAUUCACCAUAACAGUAAUUGAAGCAUUCAUUAUGGGUGGAGGUCUUAAAAAUAUGAUUGAAAAAGAUCCAAGAUGUAUGUCAACUAAUUUGUAUAACUUAGUAAAUGAUAGGAAUUUUUGGGCAAAUGUUGAAUGCCUUACAAAUGUAUUAUCACCUGCAAAAAAGGCUGUUAAAUGUAUAGAAUCUACAAACUCCACUUUGGCAGAUAUUUUUUUAAUCCUCAUUCAAAUGGCUGCCACAAUAAAACAGUUGCCAAUAAGUGACUCUACAGAAUUUUUUCAUUCAGUGAUACGUACAGCGUUAGAAGUAUGGAAAAAUUUAGGAGGUGGAGAUAGAAGUGCACAAGUCCUAAUCACACAAAUAAAAAAUUAUGAUUCUUUCACUUUCCCUUAUCAUUAUCCAUAUGUAGAGGAAUCAGAAUGUCCAAAAACAUGGUGGAUUUCUUGCAAACAACAACAUCAUCAUUUACAACGUCUUGCAUUGUAUACUUUAGCAAUUGUUCCUCAUAGUGCAAACUGUGACCGUUUAUUUUCUGUAUUAAAAAUAGAGGAUUCUUUUUAUUUGUCAGAUUUUAAUGAACCUUAUGAAAGAGAAAAUUUUAAUAGACCAUUAGAAGAUAUAGAAGAUCAUGGUGAUCCUGAUUAUAAUAUAGAUGAUAUUAUAAAUAAAAUAAAAUUGUGUUUUUAA
This is a messenger RNA of Entrophospora sp. SA101, 2280 nucleotides long. Lineage: Eukaryota; Fungi; Glomeromycota; Glomeromycetes; Entrophosporales; Entrophosporaceae. The record is from the annotation of a GenBank genome assembly.